GAUACUAUAUACUAUUACCCUAUGAAGUACCAGACAGGAAUCACGCGAAACUUGGUAAUCGCUGACUCAGCGCUUCCCACAUUCUAGUGCGUUGGACUUCCACUCCCAGAAGCCUCGGCUGAUUGGAACAAUGGCAAAGGAUCCUGGGAGCUGAAGUCGCAAAAAAAAAAACAACCCCAAACUUGGGAGGCUCCCUUCGCAUGCGCAGGUCACGUGACCUCUCCCUUUCGCUACCAGUCCCUAUUAGGACAUGGCUGGCAAUUGCGCCCCUGCCUUUCGCCCCUAGCGGCCGUGAGGGGAAGCUCAGCCGUGCUCCCUCUCCCUCCCCAACUCCCUAGUUUCUAAUAGCGGCCCGGCUCCCGCCGAGAUGCUAUUCCGUUUCGGGGUGAUCGUGCCCGCCCGGCUGGCCGACGGCGGGACGGCGCUCUGCGUGUCGGGUUCCCGCCCGGAGCUGGGCCAGUGGGAGCCCAAGCAAGCCCUGGCCAUGAAGCCCGCGCGGCCGCUGGCGCCCCUGCCGGCCCAGGAACCCGUCCUGUGGCUGGCCGAGGUGGCGCUGCCCGAGGAGGAGGAGGAGGGGGCCGGAACCACCUUCUGGUACAAGUUCCUCAGGCGGCGCGAGACGGGAGACACCAUCUGGGAAGGUAAUGGGCCCCACCAUGAUCGAUGUAGUGUUUAUAACCCAAGCAACUUGGUUGAUGGAGUUUACUGCCUCCCAAUAGGGCACUGGAUUGAAGUUUCUGGGCACACUGAUGAGAUGAAACAUACAACUGAUUUUUAUUUUAAUAUUGCUGGACAUCAAGCUAUUCACUACUCCAGAAUUUUGCCAAAUCUGUGGCUAGGCAGUUGCCCCCGUCAAGUGGAACAUGUGACUGUGAAGCUAAAACACGAGUUGGGUAUUACAGCUAUCAUGAACUUCCAGACAGAAUGGGAUGUUGUUCAGAAUUCCUGGGGAUGCAACCGCUACCCAGAACCAAUGAGCCCAGAAGUUCUCAUGAAGCUAUAUAAAGAAGAAGGCCUUGCUUAUGUCUGGAUGCCAACACCAGACAUGAGUACUGAAGGUAGAGUACAGAUGUUGCCCCAGGCUGUUUGUCUUCUGCAUGGACUGCUGGAGAAUGGUCACACUGUCUAUGUUCAUUGCAAUGCAGGUGUGGGCAGGUCUACAGCUGCCGUCUGUGGCUGGUUGAAAUAUGUGCUGGGAUGGAACUUGAGGAAAGUGCAAUAUUUUGUGGCUUCCAGGAGAGCAGCAGUCUACAUUGAUGAAGAAGCUCUGAUACGUGCCGAGGAGGAUUUUUUUCAGAAAUUUGGGCGUCUUCGUUCCUCAUGCAAGCCUUAGUAAGAGGACAUAAAGGGAACUUUUGCCAAACGCAUUUGAGAAAUGGGGCAGCUAGCUCCAUGAAAUACUGCUGUUGCCUGAAAAAAUUGAAAAAUAAUGUGGUGCUGACAGGGAUGACAAUGAUGAUUAUGCCAUCUGAGUUUUACAUUUUGAUCCCACUGGAACAGCUAACCACAAGAGCUUAGAGUUGUCUGUAUAUGUGUGAAGCAGACAGGACUGAUUGGAUAGCUAUUUUAGUCAAGGAGUGAUCGCUUCAGUUAGGGGGUUGGCACAUUAAUUAGCUGUUUAGAAGAGGAAGCAUAAGGAACUAAAUCCAGCUCCCCUCUCUUUCACAAUUAGCUAAUCAAUACUAUAAGUAGAUUUUCUUUUGUCUCGGAGGACUAUAGGUAUGCAGGGAGACCUGAGAGCUAAGUAAGGCUCAAAAUUGCUUUUUAUUUAUUUAUUAUUUAUGUGUUCGUUUGCUUCUUAAAAAUGACACUCAGCAUAGUUGGCUGAGAUAAACUCAUUUCAAAACAAAUACAAAUUAAAACAUUGCAAACAGACUUAAAAUACCGUGGAAAGCACAUAUAGAGAAAUACUCAAGCAGUGAAAGGUUUUGAUGGCAGUCCAGCUUUGCUGUCAAAGGCCUGUCAGAAUAAAAGUUAUUUGCUUAUCAGUGGAAUUACAGUGAAGAAAACCAGCCUCAACUCCCUUGACAGACACUUCAAAAA
Molecule: messenger RNA, 2043 nt
Organism: Anolis sagrei ordinatus
Lineage: Eukaryota; Metazoa; Chordata; Lepidosauria; Squamata; Anolidae
Gene: EPM2A
Product: EPM2A glucan phosphatase, laforin
Biological process (GO): protein dephosphorylation
Cellular component (GO): nucleus; cytoplasm
Molecular function (GO): carbohydrate phosphatase activity; protein tyrosine phosphatase activity; starch binding
Source: RefSeq, a predicted model, not a curated record